AUGGCCCUCGCCGCAGCCCGCCAGGGGGGCUCGCUCUGCAGAACCGCCUGUCGGCAGCUCCUCUUCGGCCUCUUGGUAUUGAGUUUAUUUUGUGAAGCUUGCAAGAAAGUCACUUUUAAUGUUCCUUCUAAAUUAGAGGCUGGAACAUUAGUUGGCAGAGUAAAUCUGAAAGAGUGCCUUAAGUCCACAGAACAUAUCAGUUCAAGCGAUCCUGACUUUAGAAUUCUAGAAGAUGGUUCUGUGUAUACAACAAAUAUCAUUUCUUUAUCUUCUGAAAAAAAGACUUUUACCAUAUUACUCAAGGACAUUCAAAGACAUGAAGAAAAGAAGAUACACGUCAAUUUGCUAGCUCAUCAAAAAAAGACACCUAAGACAAGACAUACUAGAGAUACAAUCCUCAGGCGAACCAAAAGAAGGUGGGCUCCUCUCCCAUCCUCUAUGAUGGAGAACUCUCUUGGACCUUUUCCAAUGCAAAUUCAACAGGUCCAGUCUGACACAGCCCAAAACUACGUCAUUCAUUACUCUGCAGCUGGUCCUGGAAUUGAUCAAGAUCCAAAGGGUUUGUUUUAUAUAGAGAGAGAAACUGGGAAUAUUUUUGCUACUGGCCCAGUAGACCGUGAACAGUUUCCAAGCUUUACGAUAAUUUGCUAUGCAACCACUCCAGAUGGAUAUUCACCAGAGAAACCACUGCCGCAUGUAAUCAAAAUAGAGGAUGAUAAUGAUAACGCCCCAUUUUUUACACAGGACCUUUUUGAGUUUGUUGUUCCCGAACAUUGCAAUGCUGGUACAGUAGUUGGAAAAGUCAUUGCACAAGACAGAGAUGAACCAAAUACUCUGCACACUAAGCUGAGAUAUCGAAUUGUAUCAGAACAACCGCAAUUACCCCAAAUGUUUUCUGUUCACCAUGAAUCAGGUGUAAUUACCACACAAAAACAACAACUGGAUAGAGAGAUAAUAAGCAAACAUGUAUUGCUAAUUGAAGUACGAGAUAUGGAUGGUCAGUCUUUCGGUUUGUGUAAUACGGGAACAGUUGUCAUUAACGUUGGAGAUAUAAAUGACAAUGCCCCAUAUUUUGGCCAUUCAUCUUAUGAAACAAAAGUACUGGAAAACCGAGUGAAUGUGGAAAUACUGAGAAUUCCUUGUUUGGACAAGGAUGAGCCUAACUCACCUGCCUGGAACUGUAGAUUCAGCAUUGUAAAAGGAAAUGAAGAUAAUCAUUUCGCUAUUACAACAGAUGGAAGAACAAAUGAAGGGGUAUUAUGUGUUGUUAAGGGAUUGGACUACGAAACCACCAGUCUGAGGAUACUUGAGAUUGCUGCAUCUAAUGAGAUACCUUAUGCAGUAGUACCAUAUUCAAGUUCACUUUCCCACAGCAGCUGUACUGUUAGAGUUACCGUACUAGAUGAUGAUGAGGGACCAGUAUUCAAACCUUGUUUGUUUCCUAUAACGAUUGACGGAUGCGCGACAGUUGGAACAGUGGUUGGCAAAUACCUAGCAGAGGAUCCAGAAACAGGAAAUAGUGAAGGCAUACGCUAUCGGAUAGCACCUGGCCAAAGCAACUGGAUCACCAUUGAUGAAAACUCAGGCGAGCUCAGAACUGCUAAACUUUUUGACAAAGAUAUGACAGGCAGGCAGUGCAAUAUUACAGUCUUUGCAGUAGACCAAAGUGGUAAAACAGGUACUGGAACAGUGUUGGCUACUGUAAGUGCUUGCAACAGAUAUUACCCCACCGUGACUCCAACAGACUUUACAAUGUGCAGAGACCGAAAACCAGUUUAUAUUACUGCAGUCACUUCUAAUGAGUCUCCCUAUUCUGCACCUUUCAGAUUUGAUAUUUCUGACAGGAGUAUGGGUUCAGGAUGGCAAACAACACAACAAGAUGAUAGAUCUAUAUUACUUUCACCAAGGACUGAUAUUCCAUUUGGAAUAUAUAAAAUUCCUAUCAAUGUGAGGGAUAAUGCCGGAAGACUAGGAACAAAUAUGGUUACAGUUAACUAUUGUGAUUGUACUACUCCAAGUGAUUGUGGUACUGUCCGACAAGUUUUACCAGCUGUUACUCUUGGUGUAUGGGCCAUCCUUGCAAUGAUUCUGGGAUCACUAUUACUGCUAUUAAUCCUGAUUACACUUUGUGGCUGUUAUGGCACGGGGGCAGUGAGUAAACAUGUGCCUGAUGAUUUAGCUAAUCAGAACUUAAUUAUAUCAAACACAGAAGCACCAGGAGAAGAGGUGAUGGAUCCAAAUAUCAUUCCUCUACAAGCUGCAACUGUACAUUCUUGUGAUCAAGGGGUUGGCAUAGGCACAAUAGGACAUGAAGUAAAAACUGGGGGACAGAGUUUUGAAAUGUCCAAAGGAGGACAUCAGACCCUGGAAUCAGUCAGGGGAUAUGGACAGUCCACGAUGGAACAAGGCAGAUACUCAUAUUCAGAAUGGCAGAAUUUCAUGCAUUCUCGUCUAGGUGAAAAGGUGUAUAUGUGCAGACAGGAUGAAGAAAAUAAGCAUUCUGAAGACUAUGUCCUUCCAUAUAACUAUGAAGGAAGAGGAUCAUUGGCUGGUUCUGUAGGCUGCUGCAGUGAUCAGCAAGAAGUGGAAGUGCUUGACUUUUUAGAUCAGCUGGAACCCAAGUUUAGGACAUUAGCAGAAACAUGUGUAAAGAGAUAA
Molecule: messenger RNA, 2658 nt
Organism: Emys orbicularis (European pond turtle)
Lineage: Eukaryota; Metazoa; Chordata; Testudines; Emydidae
Gene: DSC1
Product: desmocollin 1
Exons: 16
Coding region: 1-2658 (885 amino acids)
Biological process (GO): cell morphogenesis; calcium-dependent cell-cell adhesion; multicellular organism development
Cellular component (GO): adherens junction; catenin complex; plasma membrane
Molecular function (GO): calcium ion binding; cadherin binding
Source: RefSeq, a predicted model, not a curated record